Drosophila hydei is the source of this 2886-nucleotide messenger RNA. RefSeq names its product F-box only protein 42 (gene Fbxo42). Lineage: Eukaryota; Metazoa; Arthropoda; Insecta; Diptera; Drosophilidae. The transcript has 3 exons. Gene Ontology annotation, molecular function: protein binding. The record is from RefSeq and is a predicted model, not a curated record. Bases 267 to 2324 code for a protein of 685 amino acids.
CUGCGCGAUAGCUAUUUGAAGUUAUUUGCCAUCACCAGCAACUGCUGCUGUUUACAGUUUUUUAGGCGAAAAAUCGCUUAAAAAGGACAUUUAAAGCUAUAGAGGAGUGUGCUUAGGACACGCUUUGUGCUAUUGAGGGUCAACGCCAUUAACAACAGAUACAAACUGCGCGGUGUGAGCUACAGGGACACGCUGGUGUGUUACGCUCGAAGCUGCACUUGAAGGUGAAGGACAACAAAGGAGGCAAGGACAGGACGCCACACACAAUGGCCACGUGCAAUCGCAAUCUGAAUGAUAGCUGUGACAAUGCAACAUCUACAACAUGCCAUACCAAAUGCGAUCCCCCUACCCUCAGCCUCAAUGUCCUGCCCGACGAAAUUCUCGAGUUCAUCUUCACCUAUUUGCCACCCUAUGGCGAUCUUGAGCAUUGUAGCCUCGUCUGCAAGCGCUGGCAACUGAUUGUGAAAAAUCUGGUACGGCGUUCGCAGCUAAAUUUAGAAAAAGGCUUGGCAGACUUUCGACUUCGAUGGGAGAUCUACUCACAACAAACAGCUGCUUCCUUGGAGGCAAACAGUCCUCGUUUGUCAACGGGCACGCCUAUGCCCAUUAUAGCAGGACGCUUUGCUCACUCAACUGUGCGACUGGGCAACUCGAUGUUUGUGUUUGGCGGCGGCUCGUCGUCGGACACGACCUUCAAUGAUCUUUGGCGAUUCGACUUAACGCACAUGCGCUGGUCGCGUCCCCUGGCCACGGGCACAUAUCCCUCGCCCAAGGGAAGCGCCUCCAUGGUGGCCUGGCGUGACAAACUGGUGCUGUUUGGCGGCUGGCGUUAUCCUUCAUUACACCCACCCUAUCAACCAUGGUGCCUGUUCGAUGAGCUUCACUACUACGAUCUUGUUAAGGAUCGUUGGCUUGCCCGGAAUUCGCUGCCCUGCCCCCCGCCUAUGGCCGGGCACUCGGCUAGUGUACAUGGCAAUUGCAUGGUUGUGUUUGGCGGCUAUCAGAUAAAGGAUGAUAUAAAUGUGAACUCCAAUGAUACCUGGGUGCUGGAUCUGGUUGAGCAGCGCUGGUGGCAGCCCAUAUUUGUUGGAAACACGCGGCCCUCGCCGCGUUACGGUCAAAUACAGGUGGAGCUGGACAAGAAUCAUCUGCUUAUCGUUGGCGGCUGCGGUGGCGCCAAUCGAGUUUACACGGAUGCCUGGCUUCUGGACAUGUCGCGUGAUGCAUGGAGCUGGAAGCAGCUGAACGUACGCAACAAACACUUUGGCGCUGUCCACAUGUGGUGUAAUCCCGGGUGCAGAGUCAAUAAUUUUCUGGUUGUAGUGGGCCCUUCGCCCAAAAUGCCUUUGGAUUUUCAAAUCAUGAAGCAGAGUCGCGUGCCCGUUGUUGGUGGCAGUGCGUUGCGUUUCGGUGGACUGGGUCAAGCGCCAGCGCCGCCUCCGCCACUCUACCAACAACAACAGCUGCAGCAGCACCAGCAUCCUGGUCAGCGUGCUCCGCUACCAGAGCGUAGACCCGGAGCUCUGUUGCCGGAGCAACAACAUCGUGGCAAUGGACGCUUUGGUGCUGCCGCCUUGCCACCGCAGGAACAGUACCUGGCGAACAGGCGGGCUAUAUUAGACCAGAAUAUGCAGCAGGCGCAACAAUUUAUGCACAACAACAAUGUCAACAAUAACAACAACAAUAACUAUCAGCCGCGAUCCGGUCGUCUAAGCGACUUGCAUUCACCGCCUGCAGCGGCAGCUGCCGCAGCACCAGCGGCUUCUCCUUCUGCAGCGGAUGGAGACGCGGAUGCAGCACAGAGAUUGCAACGUAACCUGGCCCUACGCUGCCGCGACAACGAGCCACUGCUGCCCAAACGCUUUGACGAGCACUACGAGGACCCCUUUCGGAUGGCCGCCUUUAAUGUGCCAGGUCGUUCGCGCAGCGCUUCGCGGGAUCAUAGCGAGCGCAUACGUCGCAUGGAAGAGAAAAUGAAUGCCAUACGGAAUUCGCGGCGCAACGCCCCCGCCCAUGUAGAGCCACAGAAGUUGCGCGCGCCCUCUCCCAAGCGUGUCCGUUGCAAUGUCCAGUCGCUGUUUGUGUGCGACAUCUCCAGCCUGUUGCAGCGUGAUGCGAACAAUGAGCCAGGCCUGGAUUGGGUCGAAUACAAGAAUUUUGGUGUGUUGAGCGGAGCGCCCGAUCGAUUAAUAUUGUCCAGCCUAAUAGCAGGCAACGGAGAGCUGAUCCUAUUUGGAGGCGUUCACAAGGAGACGUUGACGGACAUCACGCACCAUGUGUCCAAUUCCAUACACUUUCUGAGUGUACCACGUGAUAUUAUCUAAGCGCUGGCACGAGCCAUACCCCCACACACAUGCACUAACACACAAACACCCACACAUUGCACAGAGCAUAUUUAGCUAUAUAUGUAUGAUCCUAAGCUAUUGCUAUCCUUGAAAUCUGCGUACAACUUUUGACGUAACUGCAUCUUUCAUAUCCUUUAAAUUAGUUUCCUGCGUUUAGACAUUAAAUUUGAGUUAACAUGUAAUAUAUUAUAAUUAAUGCGCAUGAUUAAACAGGAUGAACCUCGUAUAUAUGUAUGUAUGUAUAUAGAGUCGAGUUCUGUUCACAUCUAUUUGUGGCAUGUGUUUCGGGGCAGCAAGCGUAACGAGUACGGCAGAGCACACACGCGCUCACCAGUCGAGGGACCGGCCCCCAUCCACUGUCGAUUUCAUAUACCAGUUUGUACAGCCAAUUGCCAAAGUUAAAAGCCAUGGCAAAGCAUCUGCCUUCGGCAGGUAGAAAUAUAACGAAUGGUGACGCGUGUAGUCAAGCCGAAUUAUGAAUGCUGUUACAACUUAUUUUGACUAAUAGAUAAAUAUGUAAUAAAACAAAAAAAUACGAAUU